AUGUCCCACUCCAGAGCUAACAACGAUAGUGCCGAUCUGGAGCACCUCGAACUCACCGAGGACAUCGUCGCCUCCUCUCCAGACGAAUCCCGUCUCGACCCUCCACCUAUCCACACCGAUCCUCGACGGGUCUCGAUCAACUCGGUCGAUUCGGCCUCUUCCAACACAACCGUCAAAUACCACCCUCACCCUCCCCAGGCCUCAGAGCCCUCGUCUUCGUCUUACGCCAGACCGGCAGCCUCCCUUCGGCUCUCCUCGAGCGGAUCAAUUGCUUCGGCUGCUCGACGACCAAAGUCGUCCCCUUCUUAUAGACAUUCCACAGCAGGACCGUCCACUUCGACCCAGACAAGUCGACGACGACGCUCGCACGCUGGGAGACCAGGAUCGACUCGAUCUUCUGUUCGUCAUCGAAACCGUUCAUCGGAUAUUGAGGAAGAGACCUCGGAGAACGACUCGGAUGACCGUGUUGAAUCUAGAUCCAGCUACAGCAACCUCCGCCGCGGUGACUCGAGACGAUCCGUUCGCCUUCACACGGAGGACGAGGCGGAUGGUCGGUCGUUUGAUGAACAAGGAAGAUAUUCUGCCGGCGGACACUCGGGGGAUGACCAUGACGAUGACGAGGAUAGCGAUAUCGAGCCCGUGACGCUGAAGGACCGCCAGGAGACCCUCAACCAGACCCAUCCUUUCGGUCUGCCCCUUUGGAAGCCCGCCCUGUACAAAAAGUCGCGCUCUGUCACCCGCAAGGCUGACUCAGCCCUUCACUCCCAACCAUCCUCGGAUCUCUAUCUAUCUGUGGGCAACCUCCUCUGGACCUUGGUCUUUGGUUGGUGGCUCGCUUUGGUCUGUUUCCUGGUCGCCAUCGUCCUCUUCUUCAUACCCUUUGGCGGAAGCGACUAUGGUCAGGUCGUCUUGGGUCUGAGUUACUAUCUGCUGUGGCCCUUUGGACAAUAUGUUGAACGUGAACUCAACCCUGGAGAAAUGGGGACCACCGGCCUUCAUGGAGCGAAUGCAUCGGGUGUCAGUGGGCAUAGUUAUAGAGGUCAAUCCAACGGUCAUGGACAUGUCAACGACAGUACUAAUGGCAACGGAUAUGGCGUUGGCAGCGGCAGCGGGAACGGACGACUCAGUUACGUCUCACCCUCUGAAGAAUCUCGCCCAUUACUACCCCGCAGUAGCUCUACAUACGAAAGGGAGCGCGAGCGACAACGUGUCCCUCUCUCUACAACCAUCAAGAACCUUCCCCGUACUUUGCAUCAACUGGGACUCGGUGGCAUCGUCUACUAUGGCUUUUACUUUACCAUCAUCGGCCCACUGCAUCUUUUUGUCUCGUGCAUUUGCUGGUUCAUGGUUGUGUCCAUCCCCAUGGGGAAGUUGACGUACGUCCUGGCAACCCACCUUCGUCAACAUCCAUUGCAACUUCACUUCAAGCGUGGAAGCUCCUUGGCUCUAUCAGCACAGCACUCGGAAAUUCUCCUUUGCACAUACGACGCCAUCGGUUUCCAGUACUACAAGUACACCUAUGAUGGCACCAACAUCAUCUUCAUCAACCUGAUGCCUGUCGUCUUCUUCACCAUCUUUGACGAGUACGUGCUGACUCACGUUUUGGGUCACGACUCGAAACUCACAUCGCCUACUGUGAUCUUUUCUUUGGGAUUGACAUCUGUCAUACCCCUCUCGUACUUUAUUGGAAUGGCCGUCUCGUCGAUCUCUGCUCAGUCGUCUUUGGGCAUGGGUGCCGUCAUCAACGCAACUUUUGGCUCCAUCAUCGAAAUCAUCCUGUACUCUGUUGCUCUGACGCAAGGAAAGGGCUUGAUCACAGAGGGGGCUUUGAUUGGAAGUUUCUUGGCCGGUCUGCUGCUCAUGCCUGGAUUCAGUGUCACUGCCACGAUGCUGAUCAUGUCGCUUAUCGGAGUCCUGACACCUACCCUUUUCUAUACAAUCUACGGACGGUUUGAGCUCCGCUGCACACCUUGCCCUGAAUCCGUUAUGGCCGCAGGCGAAAUCUCAUGCCAGCGAUGCUUCCAUCACCAGCCCAACCCGACCAACGACGCUUUUUUCCAAAAGAACGUAAAGCCGCUCAUGUACUUUUGCUGCAUCAUCCUCCCCUCUGCCUACCUCAUCGGGAUCUGGUUCUCACUCCGCACCCACGUCAAGCAGAUCUGGCAUGAGCCCCAGCCCCGUUCAGUCCGCGACUCGUCAAUCUACAAGAAGUUGUUGCCUAUCCAUAUUCUGCAGCAGUUGCUCCACUACGGAACUGGAAACAACAUCCACGCUGCCGCCACCAACAACAGUAACAGACCGCUCUCGGGAGAGGAGGCUGCAGAGAUGGGACGGUUCGCGCCUGCUGAUGCUGGAUACUCGACCUCGAACUACCAGUCGACAGGAGUCCAUGGCGGACUCAACGAGAGACAUCCUCAGACGGCACCUGAUGCACAUGGCGCUGGAGGUGCAAUCCAUCCAGCCGCACAGGGCUUGCUUAACUCUUUGAAUGUCGCGCCUGACGCCCUCAAGAGCGACCACGGCGAUGAUGAGGAGGAAGACGAUGAAGCGCACGGAGGCCACGACUCGCCCAAUUGGUCCAAGGCCAAGAGUGCAACCGUUCUUAUGGGAUGCACCGUCCUCUACUCCAUCAUUGCAGAAAUCCUGGUUGACAGUGUGGAUGCCGUGUCGUCCAUCGAUGAGAAGCUUCUGGGUUUGACUCUCUUUGCCCUGGUGCCCAACGUGACCGAGUUCAUGAACGCCAUCUCCUUCGCAAUGUACGGUAACAUUGCACUCUCCAUGGAAAUCGGAUCCGCCUAUGCGCUCCAAGUCUGUCUAAUCCAGAUCCCGGCCAUGGUCGCCGUCUCUGUCUGGUUGAACCGUGGAGUCGCCACACAGCUCUGGAACCAUACCUUCAACCUAGUCUUCCCUCGCUGGGACGUCUUUUCGAUGUUGUUCUCGGUCUUUUUGUUGACCUAUACUUAUAUUGAGGGAAAGAGUAACUACUUCAAGGGAAGUAUCUUGAUCCUGAGUUAUUUUGUCCUCAUGGCUGGCUUCUAUUACGCGCCUCUUACACCUGGCAGUGGUGAUGUUGAUUUCUUGUAG
Molecule: messenger RNA, 3084 nt
Organism: Linnemannia hyalina
Lineage: Eukaryota; Fungi; Mortierellomycota; Mortierellomycetes; Mortierellales; Mortierellaceae
Source: the annotation of a GenBank genome assembly